AUGUACAUUCCACCCGAGCUUAAUGCUAUUCAGUCUCUGAAGCGCGCUGCGGGAGCGGGCAGUGGCAUCGCGGCCGGCGGCCUCGCGGCUAAGAACAGCGGCGGCGACGAGCGGAGCACCCGCUUCAUCCUGGGCUUCGGCAUCGGCGUCCCCGUACUGCUGAUUCUCAUCGGCGGCGUCUGGUACUUUCGCCGGAGAAGAGCUCGGAAGAAGGCCGCCAGCGACAAGAAGAAGAAGAAGAAGGGCGGCGGCGCGGGGAAGAACGGGGGGCGCGGCCGUGGGCGACGGAAGCGCAGGCGCUGGAGAGGUUUUGGCUGGCCGGAGCGCCUGAAGCCGGUGCCGGCGCCGGCGGCAUAUCGCAAGUCGGACAAGGAUAUUCUGCCUUCUAUGUUAUAA
This is a messenger RNA of Cordyceps fumosorosea ARSEF 2679, 396 nucleotides long. RefSeq lists its product as hypothetical. The transcript has 2 exons. The coding region runs from base 1 to 396 and encodes 131 amino acids. The record is from RefSeq and is a predicted model, not a curated record. Lineage: Eukaryota; Fungi; Ascomycota; Sordariomycetes; Hypocreales; Cordycipitaceae.